This is a messenger RNA of Pisolithus orientalis, 417 nucleotides long. RefSeq lists its product as uncharacterized. Bases 1 to 417 code for a protein of 138 amino acids. Lineage: Eukaryota; Fungi; Basidiomycota; Agaricomycetes; Boletales; Pisolithaceae. The record is from RefSeq and is a predicted model, not a curated record. The transcript has 2 exons.
AUGAAGCCUACCUCCACAUUCCCGGCACUCGAACAUCCCUGGGUGGCACUUGCCGAAGCAGAAGUACGCAUCAUAGGCGGGAGCGUCCUUAUCAUACAUAAAGGUAACUGGGUACGUGCAGGUACGGCUGCGUGGACACCAGAAGGCGUCUCUGUAUUGAACGACGGGCUUGCUGCUUCCGACGAAUUUGGCUUGAGUCGGAAGAAGGACGUGCCCUUGUACGAAGAGGAUGAACAUGAGGAUAAGAUCACUGUCGAACUAGACGAACACGGCCCUCUGGACGGCGUUGUCACAACGAGUCCUGUCGUCGAGUGCUUUGAAGAAAACGAUGACGAAGACGAGGCUGAGGAGGAUGACUCUCACCUGUUCGCACUCUUCUUGAUAGACUUUGCACAUACACGACUCGCGCCUGGAUAG